Aspergillus fischeri NRRL 181 is the source of this 1404-nucleotide messenger RNA. RefSeq lists its product as uncharacterized. Lineage: Eukaryota; Fungi; Ascomycota; Eurotiomycetes; Eurotiales; Aspergillaceae. The transcript is spliced from 2 exons. Bases 1 to 1404 code for a protein of 467 amino acids. The record is from RefSeq and is a predicted model, not a curated record.
AUGUCCGAGAUCGGUCCUUCAGACCAUCACCAUGACUCUGCAUCUACCUAUCAACCGUCAAUGCUAGACGAGGAUCAAUCUCAUAGCGCAGCUCCCCUCUUACCCAAGUCUGAUGAUUAUGAGACCGCAUCAGCAGACGGGAUGAAAGAGCUCGAAAUGGGAGAUGUCAAGAAUCUCAGCCCGAGCCCGAGCCCCAGGCCAGGUUCGACUUUCAUGGUUGACGAUGAAUGGACCCCAAGGUUCAAGCGGAGCCAUACUCGAACCAGAAGCGUCAGACGGACCUGUCUGCUGUUCCUUCUCAAGGCUGUUCUAGCCGUUUGGUUGAGUGUAAUGCUUUACAACGUCAUUCGGUAUUGUGCGAAGCAGUCGCCCAAAACUGGUGAUCUCCCAGACACCAGCAGCAGCACCAGCGACGGGGGUAGCCCCGCGUCUACACCUACAUCCAAUGACCGGAGAAUAACAAUCGACUCCAACACCGGGAACAUACACGGCGUGUACCCCCUCUACGACUCCCUAUCCCUCACCACAACAACAGGUAACAUCACCGUAGCCAUCGCCCCGCAGCCCGCACACCCAGACCACCCAUUCGAGCCAGCGCGGCUGCACAUCCGCUCCCUCUCGGGGACAGUCACCAUCUCAUUCACCGCGCCAGAGGCAGCCGUCCUCCCGGACCUCGAACUAGCCAUGGAGCUGGAGCUGGAGCUGCACCAGGAUGAUAACGACUCACUGCCACAUACCGAGAUCAUGAAAACCUGCGAUCUACCGGCCCGGCCGUACGAGCUCGACAUACAGACAGAAUCGGGCCCCAUUGCUGGUCGAAUGGUCUUUUCGCGCUCUGCGCGGCUGGUUUCGGGCGGCGGGGACAUCACUGCCAUGCUUAUUCCGGUUAUUGGUGGUGUUGGCGAGGAUUGUACCACGGAGAUGUGGCGGAAUGUGUCGAUCGUGACGGAGGCGGGGGCCGGUGAGCAGCGGAUUCAUGUUACGGAGCCAUAUGUCUUGCGCUCCAAGGCUGGGGAUGACGCUGAGGCCAAUUACUUUGUGGCGGGGUGUCAUGUUGCGGGGAACGGGGGCAUGGAGGUUGCCUAUCCGGCUGCUUGGGCUGGGAAUGUGCAUGUGCGUACUGAAGGUGGGAGUGUAAGGCUCGAGGGGGAGGGCGUGGAAGUUGCGGAGUCGGGAGAGGGGAUGGUUGAUGCGCUGGUUGGGACGGGGAGGAUCAGUAAUGAUGAGGAAGACGAAGACGAUGAUGACGAUGACGACGAUGACGAUGAGGAAAGUGAUGAUGCUGAGGAUGAUGAUGACAUUGAGGAAGACAACGACGAUGACGACGACGAAAGACGACUAGGAGGAUGGAUGGACGUAACCUUCAGAUCCAAGGAGGGGUCAAUCCUGUUCUAUGUUGGGUAA